Molecule: messenger RNA, 8595 nt
Organism: Schistocerca americana (American grasshopper)
Lineage: Eukaryota; Metazoa; Arthropoda; Insecta; Orthoptera; Acrididae
Gene: hwt
Product: SH2 domain-containing adapter protein B
Exons: 14
Coding region: 1-2478 (825 amino acids)
Molecular function (GO): phosphotyrosine residue binding
Source: RefSeq, a predicted model, not a curated record
AUGAACUGGGUGGGCGAGCGGCGGCCGUCGGAAGGUGCUCUCGACGAGAGCGGAGAGUGGUACGAGGAAGCUGAGCUGGUGCCGCAGCAGUCGCAGCUGCAGCCGCCGCAGCCUGCCGCGGGGGCCGAGCGUCGCAACAGAUCGCCCUACUACUACGCCGACCUCUUCCGGGAGCGCGACGAACCAGAGCCGCCGCCCCCGCCGCUGCCAGCGCCCUCUCUGCGCCGCCAGCAACAGGGGUACCGGAAGUGCGUGAGCCUCGACGCAGCCGCGCCUUCGUGCCCCGCCAGCCAGCAGCGGCCGAGCGGUGCGGCAGGGGCGCGCGCCUACCGCAAGAGCGCCAGCCUCGACGCCACGCCGCUGGCGGCGCUGCUGCUAGAGGCGCCCCCCUCCACACACCAGCAGCAGCAGCCAGCCCCACAGCCCGGGGGACAUGCGCCCAUGCCGCCCCAGCACCGACGAGUCGCUGCCUACCAGCAGGUGGCGUCGUGUUCCUGCGCGGGCGGAAGUGCGACGGAAGAGCCCGGGCAGCCGCAGCCACAGCAGGCCACGCCUCCGCUAGGCGACGACGCACGCUUCAGCGACAGCGACGCGGACCUCGACGACGAGUACCUGGACAUGAGCGGGCAGCCGCGCGCGCGCCGGCACAUCUACGAGACGGCGUUCGACUGCCGCGUCGACCGCGCAGCCGCCACCGACGACACCGAGGACAUCGACCGCCUCUCCAACCACCCUGCACUGCACGGUUUCUCCAAGCCCAGCGCCACGCCAGCGGCCGCCGCCCCCGGAGUGGUUUCGCUGGCGCCGCGCGCCGGGCCCUCUGACGACCCGUCCGGCCUGGGCAUCUUCACACCCAAGGACCUCCGGCGGCGCGUGCACCAGCGCCGCGUCACGCUCGUCGACGAUACCAGCCUGUCGCGGGACCUCGACUCGCUCGACCUGGACGAGGACGACGAAGACGAGUCUCGCCCGGCGACUGCGGCCGCGGGCGCCGCUGCGGGGGCGGUGGGGGCGGCGCCGUCCCCGCCGUCUACGGCGCCGCUGCCCGCCAAGUUCAGCAAGCCUCCGGGGGCGGGCGCGGGGGCGGCUUCCGGCGCUCGCAGCGCGCCCUGCCUGCCCGCCUCCGCUCCCGAGUCCGGAACCACCGCAGGCCGCCUGAAGGACGCGCGGCUGCCCGUCAAGUCGCUGCGAGCCAGGGAGGGCCGGCCGGCGGCGGGCAGCAAGUUCUCCAGCACGGAGAGUAUGGCGACCAGCAGCAGCGGCGGCAGCCUCGAGUCCAUCCGCUCCAGCACCAGCGAGGGCAACCGCUCCACCAGCAGCUCCGACAGCCGGCGCAGCACCUCGCUCAGCUCGCAUAGCUCAGACUCCAGCGGCGCCGACAGCGGCCUGAGCGGCGGCGUGGGCGGCGGCAUGGGUCGCUUCAGCAACAAACUGCACAUCCUGUCGCCCAUUUCCGACAAGUCGUCGCAGGAGCCCGCCUCCUCCACCGAGACGUCGGACAAUAACCGCAACAACAACAGCACGCGCGCCUCGCCAGAGGACCAGGGUGGAAUUACCCCCACCAACGAGACCAACACCAACACCAACACCAACACCAACAACAUACCUUCACCGAGGAGGCGGUUCGCGAAGCGGCAGCGGGCGCCGCAGAACCGCAACCUGAUCAACCUGAUGGGGCUCCACCAGUCGUCGGGCGAGGCCGAGGUCCAGGGCUCCGACAGCGGCAUCUCCAUAGAGUCGCGCACCGGCCACCAGCACCCGGGCGACUUCUCGGAGCUACCGUUCGACAUGCCCAAGUUGCGGCGGCGGCAGCGCCAACUUCAGCUGCAACAGCAGCAGCUCAGCGACGCCUCCUCCGUGGACCUCGCUGACCUGCCCUUCGACAUGCCCAAGCUGCGGCGGCGCAUGCGCAACUCGCUCGGCGCCGGGCUGGCGCUAUCGUCGGCCGACGCGGGUAGCACCGAGUCCAGCGCGUCUUCGAGUCAGGGCGGCCGAAGGGACAGCCAAGGUGUGAGCGCGCGGCCCGGCCUCAGCCUGAACUUGGGCGGCGGCGACGCGUCGUCGUCCGCGUCGCCUCUUCGACGGCCAGCGCUGUCGCUCGACCUGCCGGCGGGAGUCGCGGCGCAGCCAGGCUCCAUCGACGUCUCCUUGCCGCUCGAGAGGCAGGGGUGGUACCAUGGUGCCUUGUCCAGAGUGGAGGCUGAGAAUGUCCUCAGAGUCCUCCGUGAGGGCUCAUACUUGGUGCGCAACAGCGAGUCAGCCAGACACGACUAUUCACUGUCACUGAAGGGUGCCCGUGGAUUUAUGCACAUGCGUAUCCAGCAAAACAAAGAAUCAGGCAAAUUCAUCCUCGGUCAGUUCAGCAAACCAUUUGACAAUAUUCCUGAGAUGAUUCAGCACUACACAGUCAACCAAUUACCAAUCAGAGGAGCAGAGCAUAUGUGCUUACUGCAUCCAGUGAUAGAACAAUUGCUCUAGCUACUCUCCAGUCCGCCGUGGAUCAUACUGCGGCAGGACUUGUGACUUCAUCGGAUGCUGCUAUUGCUGUGUAUGAAGAAAGUGGGUAUCAUUCAGAACACUGAAUGUCUUACCUACUAACUCAUAAACUGAAGGUGUAAAUCAGUUACCUUGACCUGAGGGAAAAGUCAUCUUUCAACUGCUGCUGUAUGGUCAUGUUGAAUUAAUUCUGGAACCAUUAUUUCAAAAAGGCUGACAGAAAUUCUGGAAGAAAAUGGUCAGAUUUUUUUGCUUUUUACCCAGAUGAGAUACCUUCAAGCAACAGACAAAAGAGAAAAGUCUGGAUAUGUCAUUACAUGAACAGUGCAGUGAUUAUAAUUUUGACACUAAUAAUGUUUUAUAACUUGUAUAGCUUUUUAGUAGAUUUAAACCCAUUGUGCAAUGCCUGUAAAAUAGGAGUCCAUGUAGAUAGUUUUCAUGUGGAACAUUCCAAGCCAAAGAGUAGCUGUGAAGAAUUUUAUUAUACAUACAGAUAUCUAUCGACACAGAACAUAAAACAGUAGUUGCUGAACUAUAUUUCUUAGCUAGAAUAGGAUGUUUAUAUUUGUUGUUGCUGUGAUCUCAUUUUCUGUAUGUAUGAGGAGAAACAGUGUUUAUUUUGAAGAUGGGAAGAUUAUAUUUCAAUUGUAGUACUAUUAAGGCAGUUACGAGAGCCAUGUAACCGAGAAAUAUGGCAGAUGCAUCUUGAUUCUUACGUUGAAGAUACUAGAAUAAUCCUAUUGGCAAAUUCUGUCUUUCAUAUUAUGUUAACAAAUAUUUUUUGUGUAUCUGAAACUGGUAGUAUUCUUGUCUGUUGUCAACAUCAGCCAUUGGAUGUGUGACAAAAAACUGUUCUUACCCCGUUCUGAUGAGCUUUGUCUUAUUUCCUGCUUCACUCUAUAUAUUUUUGUGUUAUGAGAAUGUCUUCUCUUAGUAAAUUUCCUUACUUUUAGUAUAUUUAAUACCUACAUUUAUUUGAAAAUUCAAAAACUCUUACUUCCUUCUGUAACACAAAAAAAAUUAAUUUUCCCUUUCUUUUCCUUGCAUCCUUUCAGUUUUCAUGCUAGAAAUUCUAUAAAAUAAAUGAGUUACAUGCUUUAAUUCAUUGAGAGCCCCAUUUUAUUACAGUGUAUGCCCUUCAAAGUAUGCUCAGUUCACAGCCAUCCGUCCACCAGUCUGUCUUACCGUCCUUUUGUUAAUGCAGACAACUGCAAGCUACCAGUGACAGCGAAGUAGUUUGUGACAUUUCCAGUGGCCCUGUAAUGUAAUUGCGAACAGGUCACCUGCCACUUUUACUUCCUCCUACAAUGUAAUAAUAUAUCUGUAAACUAGGCUACCUAUUUAAUGAAGUGGGCAAAAGUUUUUAUUAAAUUCAUUCUACUUUUGUAUACAUACUUGGUACCAAAAGUCCAUAAUGUCAAUGAGACUGAAUGAAAUUUAGAGCUUCCCCCUCCAAACUUUCACCUCUCAGAUUGGGAGACAUGUAUGUAGAACUUUUUAUAAAAACUGUGAAAAAUUCUGAUUGUUUUUGUUGACUGUUGAACAGCUUCACGUUUGGCAGCAAAAGAAAAAUUGAUUAUAAAAAUGUCAAUAAUUUAAAUUACUCAUAUUACUGUAUUAUUUUGAAAUCAAAGUAUUACGCUGAUACUGAUUAUUUUGUGUAGCAUCUGUUGCAUAUGUCUGUGUCUAAUACCUACUGUAAACUUUGUCAGUGCAUAAUGCAUAGUUUUGUAUACGUUUCACUUGCCAGCCAAAGUACAAACUGAACUAUAACUGCAACCUGUGGUAACAAGCCCAAUAUGAGUAACUGCACAGACAUGCAAACUGUAAAGCUGAGUCUCAUAUUGUAAAUGUAGUUACUGUAGGACCAAAACUAUAGGGCUUCCAUUCAAAACAACUGCUUCUGUUAAUAAUUUGUGUAUUUGAUUAAGCUGUCAACAUUGUUCAGUGCAUCUCACAGAAAGAUCUACAUACUAUACAUGAAAAAUUGUUGCAAAAAUCUGUGAAAAUAAAAAUGCUUGUUACCUAUUCUUGUGGAAAAAGUUGCAUUUCACACAGAGAAUCAGAAAAUCUAGAAGACAGAUCUCUGUCAGCUGAAUGAAAAUCAGGCUUACUUUUACCAUCACAAUGAAACACAAAAAGAAAGUGUAGAGACAUAAGUUAGCUAUUAGGUAAGUUAUUGUUAGUUUGUUAGAAGAGAACAUCAUUCUCAGAGUUACCUCAACUACAAGUUCUCCAUACUGAAGAGGAGUCAGAAAUAACUGAAUGAAAGUGCAAUAUUAGUUUCUUUGUUGAUAGACAUUUAUAUUUGUAUUGAAUGUUGUGUGAAGGAAAAUAACUAAUACAAAAUGAAUACAGUUUAGAAUAUUACACAAGUUACCAUUCAUAAGACUUAGUAAUAACUAACUAAAUAAAUGACUUGUUAGAAAGAACAUUAUGACUGAAAAUGUCAUGCCAUGAUUUAAGUGAAUAAAAUGAGUCUGAUAACGUUUGAGGAAUCAAGACACCUUCUCUGGGUUGAUGUCACAUUUUCACAAUGUAGUAGGAUAAUAGGCCACUGAUGAUAUGACUGCCUAAAAGGAGUCACAAGAAGUAGUUCCUACAGCAUUUUAGCUUUUCAUGCCACAUGUAUCACACAUUUCAUAUCUUAAAAUAUAACAAAUAAAGCUUGUUGAACCCCAUUGUUCUCUAUAAAUAAGCUUUUUGGGCGAAAACAUUCAGCACUCCAUAUUAAAUUAAUACAAAUUUUGGACAAUAUGCAUACAGAAUAUUCCUGUCUCAGAAGGAAGCUUUCUUUGUGCCGCAUUUUUUGAAAACCUUGACAACUUAGUUAUUUCUAUUCCAGGUGCACUGCUCUAAUUAAAUUCUCAAAAUGUGCAGCAAAAUCAGAAUGGAAGAGCAGUAUAAAAUUAAAGGCAACAAUCAUGCAGCAAAUUAUAUAUCAAAAAUAAUUUUAAGAUAAUUCUUACAAUUAUUCAGCUGUAUUAAUAUGACAAAUGAUGAGUACUGAAUUGAAUUGACUAGAUAAAUACACGAAUAAUAAGUUCUGACUGUGUUUUUGGCAUAAAGUCUUCCUAUCUUUUUCUCACCAUGAAUUUCCGUUGAAUGUGCACAGAUAUGAUUUCAAACAAUUACUUGUGUAAUGUAGCUUUUACAUUAUAUAUAAUAUAUGUUAUUUGCUGCAACAUAGUGUCAAAAUUGAAUACUUCGCACCCACGGCUGACAUACAAAUGAUAAUGUGGACAUGUAUGUGAGAGACAGAAAUCUUCUAAAAAGAGUGUAAGCCAUUUACAUGUGUUAUUUUACUGGGAGAUACAGGAGGACCAAAGUUCUUUACAUCAUAUUAAUUGAGAAGAGACUGGCUGGGACAACAGCCUAUAUUUUUCCACCUUUGCAUAUUAAUAUUUUCUUUCAAUUGAAACAGUAAUCUGAUUAACAGAAAGACAGCAUCAUUAUCUAACUUGCUUCCACCACCACAUACUUUCCUCCAUUUAUUUAAGAAAAGAAAGAUUAGAAGAAAGCCCCAUUUAUCAUACAUUGAUACAAUUUUGAUUUAAAUGCAUAUUCAGUGAUAUUACUAGAUAUUUCUCAGUUGGAAUGUGAGAGACAAGUGAGUAUUCCAUCAUAUUCUAUCAAAUGCUGUGCAUCAUACAACAUAGCUUCACCCCAGAUGCAUCAAUUUUCUGUUGUUUUUCUUGUCCUUUACCCCUGUUUUCCUCUUGGCUGGUUUUCACGUAAGCCAGAAUUGUUAUAAAUAGGAUAGUAACUUCUAUUUGACAAGAAUGCUUAACUAAAAUGAUUUGAUGAUGUGAUGAUGAUACUGUUAUUCACCAGGAUCAGUAAUAAAAUUAACAAAUAUUUAACACAUGACAAUUGGUAUAGAAUCUGAAUAAUGCUGCAUGUGAUUAGAAGUGUCACUCAAUAACAAAAAUUCAAUUUAUCAUUGCAGACAUCAACACACUUAAUCUCUUUACUUCAUUCCAUUGUAGUGCUGAUUUCAGACAAAUUUCAUCACACUUUCCUAAAUAAACUUAAUAGUACCUCUACUUUAUUUUGAUGGCUUAUAAAUAACAUGGUGUGUAAAUUCUUACAAAGUGAUAACAACCGUAUACUCCAUUUAUUGAGAAAUGGAACACAGAAAAUUUACUUCGUAUCUCCAAAGAAACAGUGACUCACACAAAUGUUACUGCAUUGUGGAAAAAGGCUAAGCUUAUUGUGCAUGUGAGCAUAAGGCUGUCAAAUUCAAGGGGGUUUUCUUUCAUGCAUAAAUUUAAUGUUUCAGAUAAGAAAAAUGUUAACUUACAAACAUCUACCCUCAGCAGCUGUAAGGAGACUAGCUUACUCAAACUAACUUCAGUAGCAAUGAUCAGAUUCAUUUGUGUGUCUGCUUUUCAGAUCCACGCCAGAGAAAGACUAAUCUUGGUGUACUAAACCAACUAGGAUUUUAAAUGGUGAAUCUGUAGAUUUCUUGAACAGAGCUCUUUCUGUCUGUCAUUGUUAUUAGGAAUCUGAAAAUAGGAUACCAAUACUGUAAUGAGUUGUCUCCAAAAAUAUUAGUGUGUGUCUGAUAAAUAAUUGCAGUCAUUUUUCAAUCAUUAAAAAAAUUGACCUGCAGCAUCUUUGAAACUAUUAUGCAACUUGAUACAAACAAAAAUGGAAACUAAUGUCCAGUUUAAAACUGUGUGCUACAUUUUGUGUGACUAAUAAACUUGAAAUUCAAAACAAUUCAAAAUUAAAUUAUUUACCACUGUAUUUUUAUUAUCUUAUGUUCUCAAAAUUACAUUAGCACAAUCAGAUAAAUUUAUGAUGAUGAGCUAAAUAAUACUACCUGCUGAUACAUUUUUAACAUUAGAUGUGCAUAACUGGUGCUGUUUCAUUGUGUCUAAGUGUAUUUUUUAAAUACUACAAUGAUAUUUAUGUUCUUCCUGAUCUUGAGUGCCAAAUAUUUCCAAGAAAUUUUUUGAAAUAGUAUGCUUUGAAGAAAUUUAAAUACAUGUGACAGAUAUACUGCAUAUGUUGAACACGAAUUACUGUUCUUCAGUUUUGAGGUUCAUGUUUACAUUAUUUUAUAUAUGUGAAUCUUUACUACAGUAGUCAAAUAGUAGCAUUUAAUACAAAGACCUAGUUUACACAAUCAAAAUAACAGUAAAAAUUAGUAUUGGAUAAUGUAAUUCCUAGCUUCAGUAUGGAAUCUGUUUAAUGUAUAAAAUUAAUGACUGAAGAAUUUUUGAAAUGCUAUGCUGUGAAAUAACAGAAUUUGGUUUGAUUCAGAAAAAAUGCUCAUCAUCGUGAAUACUUAUGUAGCUGCCCAACAAUUGUCUGAAUUUCAUCACACAAAUUGCCAGCUCCAAACUUGUGAGUCAGUAUUUCACUGUAAUUCCUGUUAUGUUUAAUAACUUAGCAUGUUAUAUUAAGCAGAAACAAGUUAUCAAGUUACCUGGAUUACUUGUUCAAUCUAUGUCUGAGAAGAUAUUUUCAUUAUAUUGGUGUUGAUAUGACUGGUGCUUCCAUUGCUUUGUAACUGGCUGCACAAUAGGAACUCUAAAGUGGCCAGAUCCAAUAAAAACAGUGGCUACAGGCAUAGUUAUGCACAUCCAUUACUGAAAUAUCCCAUGUAAUGUAAAAAGCAUUGUUAAAUAAAACAGGUAUUCUGCACUGAAGUUAGGUAAGAAUGGCACUGCAACUUAAGACUUGGAACUAAUAUCUUCUGUCAUCACUGCUCAUGUAAAAACGAAAGUGCAAUAGAUUAAAUUUUAUUUUGUUAUGUAAGUGGUUGUGAUAAUUUUGACAGGAAGAUGCCAUUUAUAUCUUGUCAAUAUGUGCAAUAUUAGAUUUAGACACAGUUGUGUUUACUACAUGUUUAGUUACUAUAUGUACGUAUAUUAUAAAACUUUUACAGGGUUGUUUUCUUAUUAUUGGAAGAUUACUGUAUUGUUAUGUUUAACUAUCAUUCAGUGCAUUCUGUAAUUCAGAAACUGUGUACCUUCUCGUCCUCAUGGACAGAGCAUUCUGUAAAAAAAAUGACAGAAGACAGAGAGACACAGGAUGUAUUUUAGCAUAUUCUUGUGAUUUUUCAUAUACCUGAAUAUAAGAGAUUAA